Molecule: messenger RNA, 3178 nt
Organism: Nomascus leucogenys (northern white-cheeked gibbon)
Lineage: Eukaryota; Metazoa; Chordata; Mammalia; Primates; Hylobatidae
Gene: TXNDC16
Product: thioredoxin domain containing 16
Source: RefSeq, a predicted model, not a curated record
AGAGAGUGCCUCGCGGAGGGAGCACGAGGAGAAGGAGGAGCUUCGCAGGUUGUUUUUUGCCCAGGAGGCCGACUCCGCCGGGUCGCUGGCGGCCGCGGGCUGGGAGGGAGCGGUGCUGCGCCUUCGCAGGUUGGCGAAGUGGUUCCAGGCUACCCGGCUAGUCUGGCACGGCCCCGCCUUCUGUCUCCUCGUCCGUCGCGUGGCGGCGGGAACUGUUGGCCGCGCGGCCUCGGGAACGGCGCAGGUCCCCGCCCGCAGGUCCCGGGCAGAUAACAUAGAUCAUCAGUAGAAAACUUCUUGAAGUUGUUCAAGAAAAAUUUGAAAGUAGCAAAAUAGAAAACAGAGAAUUAACAGCAGAUACAGAGGACAGCAUGGAAGUGUUGUCUUAGGAAACAGAACACAGCAGUGAAAAAACAGACAAAAUCUUCCGCUCAGAUACAACUGCAGCUGAUAAUGUUUUCCAGCUUCAAUGUCUUUAGAGUUGGGAUCUCUUUUGUCAUAAUGUGCAUUUUUUACAUGCCAGCAAUAAACUCUUUACCAGAACUGAGUCCUCAGAAAUAUUUUAGUACAUUGCAACCAGGAAAAGCCUCUUUAGCUUAUUUUUGUCAAGCUGAUUCCCCAAGAACAUCUGUAUUUCUUGAAGAACUGAAUGAGGCUAUUAGACCUCUGCAGGACUAUGGAAUUUCAGUUGCCAAGGUUAAUUGUGUCAAAGAAGAAAUAUCAAGAUACUGUGGAAAAGAAAAGGAUUUGAUGAAAGCAUAUUUAUUCAAGGGCAACAUAUUGCUCAGAGAAUUCCCUACUGACACCUUGUUUGAUGUGAAUGCCAUUGUCGCCCAUGUUCUCUUUGCUCUUCUUUUUAAUGAAGUGAAAUAUAUUACCAACCUGGAAGAUCUUCAGAACAUAGAAAAUGCUCUGAAAGGAAAAGCAAAUAUUAUAUUCUCAUAUGUAAGAGCCAUUGGAAUACCAGAGCACAGAGCAGUCAUGGAAGCCGCUUUUGUGUAUGGGACUACAUACCAAUUUGUCUUAACCACAGAAAUUGCCCUUUUGGAAAGUAUUGGCUCUGAGGAUGUGGAAUAUGCACAUCUCUACUUUUUUCAUUGUAAACUAGUCUUGGACUUGACCCAGCAAUGUAGAAGAACACUAAUGGAACAGCCAUUGACUACACUGAACAUUCACCUGUUUAUUAAGACAAUGAAAGCACCUCUGUUGACUGAAGUUGCUGAAGAUCCUCAACAAGUUUCAACUGUCCAUCUCCAACUGGGCUUACCACUGGUUUUUAUUGUUAGCCAACAGGCUACUUAUGAAGCUGAUAGAAGAACUGCAGAAUGGGUUGCUUGGCGUCUUCUGGGAAAAGCAGGGGUUCUGCUCUUGUUAAGGGACUCUUUGGAAGUGAACAUUCCUCAAGAUGCUAAUGUGGUCUUCAAAAGAGCAGAAAAGGGAGUUCCAGUGGAAUUUUUGGUAUUACAUGAUGUCGAUUUAAUAAUAUCUCAUGUGGAAAAUAAUAUGCACAUUGAGGAAAUACAAGAAGAUGAAGACAGUGACAUGGAAGGUCCAGAUAUAGAUGUUCAGGAUGAUGAAGUGGCAGAAACUGUUUUCAGAGACAGGAAGAGAAAAUUACCUUUGGAACUUACAGUGGAACUAACAGAAGAAACAUUUAAUGCAACAGUGAUGGCUUCUGACAGCAUAGUACUCUUCUAUGCUGGUUGGCAAGCAGUAUCCAUGGCAUUUUUGCAAUCAUAUAUUGAUGUGGCAGUUAAACUGAAAGGCACAUCUACUAUGCUUCUUACUAGAAUAAACUGUGCAGAUUGGUCUGAUGUAUGUACUAAGCAAAAUGUUACUGAAUUUCCUAUCGUAAAGAUGUACAAGAAAGGCAAGAACCCAGUAUCUUAUGCUGGGAUGUUAGGAACUGAAGAGCUCCUAAAAUUUAUCCAGCUCAACAGGAUUUCAUAUCCAGUGAAUAUAACAUCGAUCCAAGAAGCAGAAGAAUAUUUAAGUGGGGAAUUAUAUAAAGACCUCAUCUCCUAUUCUAGCGUGUCAGUACUGGGACUAUUUAGUCCAACCAUGAAAACAGCAAAAGAAGAUUUUAGUGAAGCAGGAAACUACCUAAAAGGAUAUGUUAUCACUGGAAUUUAUUCUGAAGAAGAUGUUUUGCUACUGUCAACCAAAUAUGCUGCAAGUCUUCCAGCCCUACUGCUUGCCAGACACACAGAAGGCAAAAUAGAGAGCGUCCCACUAGCUAGCACCCAUGCACAAGACAUAGUUCAAAUAAUAACAGAUGCACUACUGGAAAUGUUUCCGGAAAUCACUGUGGAAAAUCUUCCCAGUUAUUUCAGACUUCAGAAACCAUUACUGAUUUUGUUCAGUGAUGGCAGUGUAAAUCCUCAAUAUAAAAAAGCAAUAUUGACACUGGUAAAGCAGAAAUACUUGGAUUCAUUUACUCCUUGCUGGUUAAAUCUAAAGAAUACUCCAGUGGGGAGAGGAAUCUUGCGGGCAUAUUUUGAUCCUCUGCCUCCCCUUCCUCUUCUUGUUUUGGUGAAUCUGCAUUCAGGUGGCCAAGUAUUUGCAUUUCCUUCAGACCAAGCAAUAAUUGAAGAAAACCUUGUAUUGUGGCUGGAGAAAUUAGAAGCAGGACUAGAAAAUCAUAUCACAAUUUUACCUGCUCAGGAAUGGAAACCUCCUCUUCCAGCUUAUGAUUUUCUAAGUAUGAUAGAUGCCGCAACAUCUCAACAUGGCACUAGGAAAGUUCCCAAGUAUAUGAAAGAAACAGAUGUGCAGGAGAAUGAUAAGGAAGAACAUGAAGAUAAAUCAGCAGUCAGAAAAGAACCAAUUGAAACUCUGAGAAUAAAGCAUUGGAAUAGAAGUAAUUGGUUUAAAGAAGCAGAAAAAUCAUUUAGGCGUGAUAAAGAGUUAUGAUGCUCAAAAGUGAACUAAUUUGAUAGGGCUGUGGUUUCCAAAAUUUUUUUGGCAUGAUAGACUUAAUUUAUUUCCUUAAAGAAUAAUACUAAAUCAUUUCAAGUUUGUAGACUAGUGCCAUCCAAUAGAAUUAUAAUAUAAGUCACAUGUUUUAUUUAAAAUUUUCUAGUAACUACAUUAAACAAAGUAAAAGAGAGCAGGACAAAAUAAUUUUGAUACUAUUUUUCACCCAGUAGCAUACCCCAAAUAGCUAAAUAUAAAAAUU